CCGGCGUUAGAUCUAUCUGACUUACGUUAAGGUAGUGAGAUAUCAGCAAAAUGGCCGAGAUUAAGAACGUGAUAUUGUGGGUGUGGGUUUUACAGACGUCUCUCUGCAUCUUUGGAACAGCCAGUGCGUGUAAUUUAUCUCCAUUUAGUAAAGGCCUGCCAGAAAAUGGAUUUCUCUGGAAUUGCAGUCAUGAAAACCUAGAUUAUAUUCCGGAAAUUCCUGCAACACACAAAAGUGAUGUCAUAGCGGUAGAUUUAUCCUACAACAAAUUUAGAAUGAUACAGGGAAAAACUUUCACAAACCUUACAUUUCGUGUCAAAUUCAUGUUUUUGAAUAACAAUGACAUAAAAACAGUUCAAGCGAAUGCUUUUAGAACGAUACCUGCAUUGUUAGAACUAGAUAUUUCAAGCUGUUCACUUGAAACCGGUUCUCUACAGUACGGAUGUUUCAGCAACCUCGACGUUCUCCGAUCGCUACAGAUCUACAAUAAUUCGUUUCAUUCAUAUCCAGAUGGCGAAAUCUCAAAACUCGAAUCACUACUGAACUUAACAAUCGAUAUAUUUCCUGGAUUUCAUUUCAGUGAGAAGUUUCUGAAACUGAAGAUUCUCAGAAGUGUAAAAUUCAUACCACACGGGUUAUUCUCCCUGACCAAUGAUUCAUUUCAAGGUCUGCGUAACUCCCCUAUACACUACUUAGAUCUGAACUUGUAUAAUAAUAUAGAAAACUUCUGUAAAGGUCUUCCCGAGGACCUGUUUUGCUCGUUCCCACACCUCCAAGGCUUGUCCGUUUCUUUUGGUGUGAGUUGUGGAAUCAAACGUGUACUGCGGACUCUGAGAUGCCUUCAACACAAACAUCUGGAUUAUUUUAUUUCUUCUGAUAACCAUGACUUGAACUCUUACAACGCUAUCCUCCUCAAUGAGACCGAUGUAGAGUACCUAAGAAAUAUGUGUAUCAGGAAACUAAUUUUACGAAAUAAUGACAUAUCAGGGAUUGAGUUUAAACUUCCCUUGGAAAAGCUUCAGAUUUGUUUGGAGGUGGUGGAUCUAUCCUCCAACAACAUUCUGUUCUCCUCUAGUCAUCGACUGUGGCUAACGCUUAUGUUGUUCACGCCAAACAUUCGAGUGAUCAAGAUUUGUUGUCAGAAUACACAGUCAUCACGUGACGUUUCCUGGAGACAUUCACUUUCUGCCGGUUAUAACAGACAUCAUGAAACAAGGAGAAAACAAAAAGAUGCUUUCAAAAUCAUACUUCCUAAAACUUUGGAAAACCUCGACAUUUCCAAUGCUGAUAGAAUAUCGACAACAGAAACGGAUAUAUUCAUUCAGGCCACACAAUUAAAAUUUCUAAAUGUGUCUGGGACAGAAUUUCCUAUACCAUAUAGCAUAACUCUUGAUUUUCCAUUACUAACUGAUUUGGACGUGUCGUAUACGGAAACAUAUGCAGAUAAUUUAUCAUUACAGAAAUUGGUUUCCCUCGAGUCUUUAAAGGCUAUAAAAAGUGGUGUCAUUACAGUUACAGAUCAUCACGUGAGAGAAGGCAUUCUACACGGCCUACACAACUUGAACUAUAUAGACGUCUCAGAUAACCAUAUCGUAUAUCUCCCUCCACUCUUUUUUGCAUCUCAGAAAAAUUCAAACAUUACAAUCAUAAUUGACAGAAAUGAAUUUGGAUCUAGCGUUCCAAAAGCACUAAGUAUUCUGAACAGCAUUGAUAUCCUGUCUAUCAGAGACUGUUUUGAAAGUUAUUCUUUCGGAGAUGUAAUCUUAGAAUCUCUUUUGAAUUUGCACGCGUCUACCCUAUACCUCGGGACGUACAGAGUCGGGUGUUAUUGCUAUAGAAAAGAUACUUUUUUGAUGGUGAGGAAAAUUCGAAAGAAGAUUGCCGACCUGGAUAAAAUUACUUGCGACGACUUCAAUGGGGGACCAAAAAACCUCCAAGAGCUAUUUAGCACCAAACAAUGGAGAACUUUCAGACUGCAAUGUGGAGUGGAUGAUUUCUGGUUAACGUUUUCGGUUGUGCUCUUGAUUUCGACCAUUAUUGUGAUAUUAGUUGCUUUCAUUGUGUAUCGUAUCGUAUCACAUAACAUGAUGAAGAAUUGCGGUGGGAAAAUAAGGGCAGUUGGAUCAAACGAGUGGACACGCCAUAGAGGCAAUAAAUACGCCCCCUUGCAUACAGAGGAAAAUGACAUCCCUGAACAGGACAACACUGAUACGGAAGUUACGGUUUUCUCAAACAAGAUGACAGACGGAACAAAGACGAAUUUUGAGGAAACAGAUUCCGAGGCAAAAACGCAAACAAGCUCGGAUACAGUCUAAUAGAGCACUGGUAAAGCAUUGGGUGCUGAGAAACAAAGCAAGGGAUGGAUACGUAGUAUAAACAUUUACAUGUCUUCUCUCUGGUUUACUGCUGAUCCAUUUCAUGUCCAUUCUUUAUAAAUGUUCUAACUAGGCUAUCUACACUAUUGUAUUAGUUUUAUUUGUUUUUAACAUAAUCAUAAUGAAAAGGUGAAGAUAACGAACACUGAUCAAUCUCAUAGCUCACAAGGAAUACAAAAUAAAGAGUUGGGCAAACACGGACCCCUAGAUAUACCAUAGGUGGGAUCAGGUGCCCAGGAGGAGCAAGCAUUCACUGUUGACCGGUCACACCCGCCGAGAGCGGAGUAUUUAUCUCAUUCGGAAAAAAGUAAAUUGAGCUGUUCCAAAAUUUAACUGGGGAAAAAAUCGAGUUGCAUAUUCCUCGAAAGCAAGUUGUAACAAUGUAUCCUCAACGAUAUUUUUUUUUUAUCAUUUAAUGUUUUAUAACGGAAAUGAGAUAUGAUAUUCACUUCAAAAUUUAAAAUGUGACUAAACCAUAAAAUUUCACUAGAAGAUACAUUCUUUUACGAAUAAUAUCACUUUAAUUGCAUUAAAAGGGAAGGUGUGGGAUUGGUACUUAAAUUUGUUCAGUUACUUUUGUGUCUAUUUGCCCGGACUCCAACAAAUAAUGCGUUUGUUGUAAUGUUUCUGAUUGAAAAUUACAAUGAGAUAUGAAAGAUUUGAUUGAUUGAUUGAUUGUAUCUUGCUUGUUGCUGAUAAAACAGUAAUAAUGUAAA
Messenger RNA from Ostrea edulis (European flat oyster), 3091 nucleotides. Its product is annotated as toll-like receptor 4. Gene Ontology annotation, cellular component: voltage-gated potassium channel complex. The coding region runs from base 51 to 2315 and encodes 754 amino acids. NCBI's taxonomy places the organism in Eukaryota, Metazoa, Mollusca, Bivalvia, Ostreida, Ostreidae. Gene Ontology annotation, molecular function: potassium channel activator activity; transmembrane transporter binding; voltage-gated potassium channel activity. The record is from RefSeq and is a predicted model, not a curated record. The transcript has 2 exons.